Suillus subalutaceus is the source of this 1151-nucleotide messenger RNA. RefSeq lists its product as uncharacterized. The coding region runs from base 1 to 819 and encodes 272 amino acids. The transcript is spliced from 4 exons. Gene Ontology annotation, cellular component: nucleus. The record is from RefSeq and is a predicted model, not a curated record. NCBI's taxonomy places the organism in Eukaryota, Fungi, Basidiomycota, Agaricomycetes, Boletales, Suillaceae. Gene Ontology annotation, molecular function: RNA binding.
AUGCCAUGGACAGUGGGGAGCAGCGCUCGGCGAGACAGCCUACCUUCUGCACUCAGGUCCAUCGUCGAGUGCAUCUCCAGGAAAGACCAAGAACACAUUAAGAACAUCGCUGCAAGCCGCUUUGCCCCCCCCCCCCCCCUUUCCACGUCGGACAGUAAUGAUGUGACGGAGAAGCCGAGGGAGGAAGUCAAGGAAGAAGCUCCAAAGGUGCAUGCUGCUCGACUGGGCAUGUAUGGUGCUGUGACGCGCAAGGUGUGUACGUGGCAGCCUGCACGGCUGCUGUGCAAGCGCUUUGGGGUCAAGGUCCCAGUUCUGGAGGUCCCUCGUGAGCGGACGAAUUUGUGGGUACAAGAAGUGGAGAGUGGGUCCUCCGGGAGUAGCAAGCUUGAUGUUGUGAAUAUUGGCAUGGGGGAAGAUGACGGACAAGGAGAUGACGUGCUCACAUAUGAGCGUCCUGGGAUGGAUAUUUUUUCAGCGAUUUUUGCGAGUGAUGAUGAGGAGAGCGACGAGGAAAAGGAUUCCAUAGACCAUGUCGCUGAGGUGAACGAGCCCCUGCCGUCUACACCUGGCGUGCCUACCUUCAUACCCAGGGGAUCCAACCCGAACGACGCGGAAAAGAAAGAAAAGAAAAACAAGAGUUCCAAAGGUGGCACGCUUAUUUCUUUUGACGUAUACAAGGAUGGGGGAGAGUCAUUGUCUCUCACUGCUGCGCAUCCAAAAUACCGAGAUCGAGAUAGCGAGAGGCCGAGGAAGGAGAAACAGAAGGAUCGAGAGGGAGAUGGAGGCCAUGCCUAUCUGUCCCCUGAUGAAGGCGGUUAGGUUAGUGGACAGGAAAGCGGAUCUCCUCGUGCUCAUAAGAAUGCGAUUAAUUUCAUGUAGCGCUAUAUACAGGUUGAAACUCAAAAGUUAACGUUAAAUUUGGCGAGUAGCUGCAUCCGGCCUUGUAACGCUUCACCAUGAUGUCAUAUGUAAGUAUGAUACACCAUGGACGUGCAGGCAAGUGACAUCAACUGCACUAUCGCCAUUGGAUAGGAGGGAUAUAUUAUGUAAGCUGUGAAGACGAGUCGGACGCAUGUACACAGUGCAGUCGAGGAAGGCGGUUAUGACUCAUAGCAAACAUUCCUGUCGGAACGGUUUGCCUCGUGUCUUGG